This is a messenger RNA of Zea mays, 1822 nucleotides long. Its product is annotated as adenylosuccinate synthetase. Gene Ontology annotation, biological process: IMP metabolic process; 'de novo' AMP biosynthetic process. Gene Ontology annotation, molecular function: GTP binding; adenylosuccinate synthase activity. Lineage: Eukaryota; Viridiplantae; Streptophyta; Magnoliopsida; Poales; Poaceae. Gene Ontology annotation, cellular component: cytoplasm. The record is from RefSeq and is marked provisional.
AAAACCCUCCCACCAUCAUGUCGCUCUCCACACUCAGCCACCCGGCCGCCGCCGCCGCCGGGAGCGGAAAAUCCCUUUUCCCGGCUGGCCCGGCGGCGCAGUCCGUACAUUUCCCCAAGGCACGGCUCCCUGUCCCCGCCGCCGUCUCCGCCGCUACUGCGGCUGUUCACGCGGAGGAUAGGGUUUCGUCGCUGACUCAAGUCUCCGGCGUGCUGGGGUCGCAGUGGGGCGACGAGGGAAAGGGCAAGCUCGUCGACGUGCUCGCCCCCCGCUUCGACAUAGUCGCGCGUUGCCAGGGGGGAGCGAACGCUGGACAUACCAUCUACAACUCAGAAGGCAAGAAGUUUGCUCUGCAUCUUGUUCCAUCUGGUAUUCUCCAUGAAGGGACACUGUGUGUUGUUGGCAAUGGAGCAGUGAUCCAUGUUCCAGGGUUCUUUGGAGAAAUUGAUGGUCUUGAGUCCAAUGGAGUCCGCUGCGAUGGAAGGAUACUGGUAGCCGACCGGGCACAUCUGCUGUUUGAUCUGCACCAGGCUGUGGAUGGACUUAGGGAAGCAGAGCUUGAAAAUUCAUUUAUAGGGACAACUAAGAGAGGCAUUGGUCCUUGUUACUCCAGCAAGGUAACUCGAAAUGGACUGCGGGUUUGUGAUUUACGACACAUGGACACUUUUGGGGAUAAGCUUGACAUCUUAUUCAAAGACGCUGCUUCGAGAUUUCAAGGCUUUCAGUACAGCAAAAGCUUGCUCAAGGAAGAGGUUGAGAGAUACAAGAAGUUUGCUGAUCGCUUGGAGCCCUUCAUUGCUGAUACCGUGCAUGUGCUAAAUGAAUCUAUCAAGCAGAAGAAGAAAAUCCUGGUCGAAGGCGGCCAAGCAACUAUGCUGGAUAUUGAUUUUGGCACUUAUCCAUUUGUGACUUCUUCUAGCCCUUCAGCUGGCGGGAUAUGCACAGGCCUAGGGAUUGCUCCAAGGGCAAUUGGCGACCUGAUUGGAGUGGUCAAAGCUUACACAUCUAGAGUCGGCUCUGGCCCUUUCCCAACUGAACUAUUUGGAGAGGAAGGUGAUCGCCUUAGGAAAGCUGGAAUGGAAUUUGGCACAACAACAGGUCGCCCAAGGCGUUGCGGCUGGCUUGACAUUGUUGCGCUUAAGCACAGCUGCCAAAUCAAUGGGUUCUCAUCACUUAAUCUGACCAAACUGGAUGUUCUGUCCGGGUUGUCAGAAAUUAAGGUGGGUGUUUCUUAUACCCAGACUGAUGGACAGAAGCUGCAAUCCUUCCCUGGGGAUCUUGAUACCCUUGAGCAAGUACAGGUCAACUAUGAGGUUCUGCCUGGGUGGCAAAGUGACAUUUCUUCUGUUCGAAGAUACGAUGAACUUCCCCAAGCUGCCCGCCUUUAUGUGGAGAGGAUAGAAGAACUUGUUGGUGUUCCCGUGCACUACAUUGGUGUUGGACCUGGCAGAGAUGCUCUCAUAUACAAGUAAAAGCAACUUUAUUUGGUCCUUGGUUGGGCGGAAACCAGGCUGGGACUCGGGAGCAUUUGCAUUUUCUUGGCGUGGUAACUUUUGAUACGGUGAAGUCACUGACUCGUGGAGUGAUGUUGCUCAAUAAUCAUUAAUCAGAACCUUGUCCUAAUACAGCCGCUGAGACAUCAGCUAAGGCGAAUAAGGGAAGGAUGAGUCAUUUGCACCAUGUUUGACCACCAAUUGUUAGGUGGUCCAUAUAUUUUGUACUUAUUGUGAGACUUUGUGCUAUGGAUCUCAACUGUAUACCUUGCUGGUGCAUGGCUUUGGGUUUACAUGGUUGAAAAUGAGAUUGGUGUACUAAUUGUCUA